AUGUCACCUGAAAUUCAUCAAAACACAUUCAGUAUUAGACGUUCGCAAUGGCAUAUAACGACAGAUACGACACGUCAAGGCUAUCUGCUUUCAUCGGCUUGCUGUCAUUUCGUGAAAACGGGAAAAGGAGGCCAAGAAAGGAAGAAGGAAGGAUCCGGUGAGGAAGAUGCCGUGCUGUACGACACUCCGGAGGAGACAGCACCUGUGCAACACAAUAAUACAUACAUGAAUCAACAGCUAUCGGUAAUGUAUUCUCGUUGCUACUGUCAUUGA
Messenger RNA from Loa loa (African eye worm), 273 nucleotides. RefSeq lists its product as hypothetical. The transcript has 2 exons. The record is from RefSeq and is a predicted model, not a curated record. Lineage: Eukaryota; Metazoa; Nematoda; Chromadorea; Rhabditida; Onchocercidae. The coding region runs from base 1 to 273 and encodes 90 amino acids.